Messenger RNA from Rotaria sp. Silwood1, 1429 nucleotides. The record is from the annotation of a GenBank genome assembly. NCBI's taxonomy places the organism in Eukaryota, Metazoa, Rotifera, Eurotatoria, Philodinida, Philodinidae.
UAUCAAACUUAUUCAGAUAAACUAUGAUUCAUUAAAAGAAAAAGAGGUUUGUUAGGAUUUUUAACAGCACGAAUACGCAAAAAAAAUGCAUGUUAGCAUCUACUAAACAAAUUCUUCUUAUAAUUGAAUUCAUUUUUUGUUUUAAUUAAUAGAUAUUUCUUUUUUAAUCAUCUAGCCAACAAUUCAUCUAUUAAAAACAGCUUUGAAAAAUGUUCAAGAUGAAAAAGAAACAUUACAAACAAAAAUAGAUGAACUUACACGUGAACUCAAUGAUGUUAAAGGCGAUUUAUCAAUUUUUCGUCAAAAACGUCAUCGAACUCGUAUUAAUAGUACACAAAAAGAUCAUGAUGAUAAAGAACUUAAUAAUCAUAAUGAAGAACAAACAAUAUUAUUAAAACGUUUAGAACAAUCUAAUGAACGAAUCAAUCAACUUGAUAAUGAUUUAAAAAUAAUUGUUUGUCAAAAAGAAGAACUUGAAAUUGAACGUGAUUCAUUUAAAACAAAAUAUAGUAAAUUAAAUCAAGAAUUAAAUAAAAUUUUAAAUGGUAAUGAAAAACAUAUUGUUGAUAUUGAACUUGUUCUAUCCGAAAAUCGAUAUUUAAAAGAAAAAAUAAAUGAAUUAAUACAAGAAAAAAAUCUUCUCGCAGCUAAUACUGCUAAAUAUAAAGAUCUUUUACAAACACAUCGUUCGGCAUAUAAUCGUUUAGGAAAAGUACAAUCUUCAGGAAAUAUAUUAACUAAUAAACAAGUUCGAAGUCUAAUAAAUCAAAGUUACCUUGUUCCAAAUACAGCAGAUACUGAACAAGAUUUACGAUCAAUUGCAGAAGCUUUAUAUGAAAAUAUAAAAGAUAAAAAUAUAACAAUUAUUCAUCAAAGAAAAACAAAUAAAAUAUUAGCUAAUCGUGUAGCAGAAUUAGAAAAACUUCUUGCUGAAAGUAAUCUUGCUUCGAAAUCUGAUCAAACAAGUUCACUUAUAAAUUUACUCGAUCGAUCACCAACUCCAACUAUUUCCGAUAGUGCAACAUCUGAAUUUGUGAAUAGUAUUGAUGAAUUACAACAACCAUCACCAACUCAAAUAAUAAGUUUUUCUCAAACAUGGCCAACAUCAUCUUCAUCAUCAGCAUCAAUACGAACAUCUGAAGAUGAUUUUAAUAAUAAAAUAAAAACAAUAAAACAUACUCCAACAGCAAUUAAAAGUACACUUGAAUGUCAUCAAUCAACAAAACUUCGAAGUAAAUCAGAAAGUAUCGAUUUAGAAAUGGAUGAUCCAUUACAAUUAACUUCUUUAACAUCAUCAAUAGCUUAUUUAGAAGAAAGAGAUCUUAUUCCACCUACAACACCAGAUUCCGAUCAUCAUUCAUCAAAUCAAGAAGAUAUUGAACAAUUACAACAACUUCUUAAUACGGCUAUAGAUAAAAAUACAACAUGA